Messenger RNA from Paramuricea clavata, 564 nucleotides. The record is from the annotation of a GenBank genome assembly. NCBI's taxonomy places the organism in Eukaryota, Metazoa, Cnidaria, Anthozoa, Malacalcyonacea, Plexauridae.
AUGGAGAUAGAAAAAUUCAAGUUGGAUCUACAAAAUGCUCCAUGGUCUACUUGUGAAAUGUUCGAAGAUGUCGAAGACAAGUGUUCAGUAUGGACAGAUAUAUUCAAAGAUAUAUGUGAAGAACAUGCGCCAAAAAGAAAAUUUAAGCUUCGGCGACAAACAUUGCCAUGGAUGAGCGGUGCAUUAAGACAGAAAAUGAACAGGAGAUACAAGGCUUUGCAGAAAGCAAAGAAAGAAAGAAACAACGAAGGACUGUGGAAAGAAUACCGGAAGUUGAGGAAUGAGGUGACAGCAGAAUUAAGGAGAGCUAAAUCAACCUACUUUGCGGAGCUUGCAAAUUGUCAAAAAAUAAACACACGGAAGUAUUGGAAAAUUCUAAAUCAAGCCAGUGGGAAGGAAUCAAACAUGAAGACCAUUCGUGCGAUUAAGUCAGGUACUGGCGCAUUGGUCACAAAUGAUAGAGAGAUAGCAAAUAUAUUGAAUAAGCAUUUCGCAACUACAGGAGAAAAUUUUGUUAGCAGGUCUCUUAAACAGCCACUACGUGCCAACAGUAGAGCUCAUUGA